AUGCGUCUCAUUCUCACAGGUGCCACCGGCCUAGUCGGAUCGGCCGCCCUCAACCAUAUUCUCUCUCUCCCGCCCGGGGAAGUGUCGCACUUGUAUAUCCUGAGCCGGAAACCUGUGCCUGCCGCCGAAAAUCGACCCAAUGUUACUGUGAUCGAGCAUAAGAACUUCAACGAAUACACUCCUGAAUUACUAGAGAGAUUAAAGGGAGCCGAUGGCUGUAUCUGGGCGUUGGGGAUUUCUCAGACACAAGUGUCAAAGGAGGAAUAUGUGAAAAUCACAGUCGACUACCCAUUAGCAGCAGCAAAGGCAUUUUCAGGGUUAUCGGAUUCCUUCAACUUCGUAUAUAUUUCUGGAGAAGGAGCGACACAAGAACCAGGAAGGUUCACUCCAUACUUUGGUCGGAUAAAAGGGGAAUGCGAAUCGGCAUUGAUCGCCCUAUCCAAAAAGUACCCCAGUCUGAAGCCCUACUCCAUCAGACCUGCGAUCGUAGACGCAACGUUCGACCCUCCGACACUGGCAUAUGUUAUGCAGCGACCGGACCACACUGUUCUCAAAAGAGUUCUCUUAGCAACUUUGGGUCCCGUCACAAGACAGCUCUAUUCCAAAGGUAUCUCGCCGACGAAGGACCUCGGACGGUUCAUGACGGACCUAGCCAAGGGCAACGGACAACCACUUACAGGAGAUGGAGUCAGCGGAGAUGGAUGGAUUAUAUCGAACGUUGCAUUCCGGAGAGCAGCGGGGAUCUAA
Molecule: messenger RNA, 747 nt
Organism: Aspergillus nomiae NRRL 13137
Lineage: Eukaryota; Fungi; Ascomycota; Eurotiomycetes; Eurotiales; Aspergillaceae
Product: putative nucleoside-diphosphate-sugar epimerases
Exons: 3
Coding region: 1-747 (248 amino acids)
Source: RefSeq, a predicted model, not a curated record